Messenger RNA from Fundulus heteroclitus (mummichog), 2158 nucleotides. It is a transcript of the gene tmem106ba, whose product is annotated as transmembrane protein 106Ba. Bases 16 to 1008 code for a protein of 330 amino acids. The transcript is spliced from 8 exons. The record is from RefSeq and is a predicted model, not a curated record. NCBI's taxonomy places the organism in Eukaryota, Metazoa, Chordata, Actinopteri, Cyprinodontiformes, Fundulidae.
CUAUGUUUAACUUUGAUGCCACAGGCACGGACCAAUAAGAGGCGCUCUGGCUCUGUCCUCGUCCAAUCAGGAGAAGGGAAGGGGGCGUUUCUGGCUUCAUUCUGUUCUGUUGCGCGACUGAACCACAACAAACGACGAGGCUUUACAGCGGAUGGGAGACGCGUGAGGAUUAAAACAAAUCAAAGCAGCAGCAGCCAGCAGCAGCAGCCAGCAACAGCAGCCAUGGGCAAGGCCCAGUCACAUCUGACCAAAAACAAGGACGAGAGUCACGACGCGCUGACGGCCGCCGGCGACUUCAGAGACGGUCAGACGGAGGAGGACGCGAAGAACGGAGACGUGUCUCAGUUCCCGUACGUGGAGUUCACCGGGCGGGACAGCGUCACCUGCCCGACCUGCCAGGGUACCGGUAGAAUCCCACGAGGUCAGGAGAACCAGCUCGUGGCUCUGAUUCCAUACAGCGACCAAAGGCUCAGGCCAAGCAGGACAAAGCUAUAUGUCACCAUAUCUGUGUCCCUCUGCCUGCUGCUGUCUGGACUCGCCGUUUUCUUCCUCUUCCCACGGUCCAUCGACGUCACCUACGUUGGGGUGAAGUCGGCCUAUGUGUCCUACGAUCAGCAGCAGCGGAUUGUCUAUCUCACAAUUACAAACACCCUGAACAUCACUAAUAACAACUACUAUGCCAUAUCUGUGACCAACAUAACGGCACAAGUGCAGUUCUCCAAGACGGUGAUAGGCAAGACCAAGUUCAACAACACCACUGUGAUUAUGCCCCUGGACGAACGGCAGCUUGAUUACACAGUUCCCACCACCAUCGCCGAUGAAAUGAGCUACAUGUUUGAUUACUGCACCUUGCCAACUAUUAAAGUCCACAACAUCGUGGUCAUGAUGCAGGUGACGGUAACGACGUCAUACUUUGGUCACGCGGAGCAGGUCUCCCAGGAAAUGUACCAGUAUGUGGACUGCGGAGGGAACACGACCUCCAUGCACGGACAUGUGCAGGUCUACUAACAAAAGGAACAUCCUCUCUACAUGUAAACUCAGCUCCCAGAGAAAGUGGGUUAACGAUCCUCCUAAAAUACUUACAGGGUCUAAAAGGUUUUAACUCCUUUGGUCCUUCACAAUCUGGCCCUUAGCAGUGAGUAUUAUUGCAGAAUGUGCUUUGAAAUUUGAAGUUUUCCCCAACCAGACUGCAGACAGAAUAACCAGUUAGUGGAAGAUGUUGCUGACGUAUCACUUCUCCAUGCUAAACGAUAGAAGGCAAUAGAUUUGAAGCACUUUAUCUGACCUUUAUCUAAAGAAAAAGUACCGGGUGUUUCAGAAGAUUCGGAGUGCAGCAUCUUCCGCCCCUCCUGUUCUAAACCACUUUUCUCCGUCAGUAAGGCGAGACAGAAAACCACUGGGCGGUUCUCGACUACAUUUCUUACCACAUGUAACCUUUUUAUUGUUUUAUUUCACCUACGGUCCUUUUGAUGUGAAUUAGUGCAAUAUUAACAACAGCUAUCUCGUGUCACAGCGUUUUUUUCUGUCCGUUAUCAUCAAGCACAAUUAAGGAAAAAUGUGAAGACUUUUAAACCAAACAAAUUUUAUGUAAUGAUUAAAAAAAAUUUAUUGUGUAAAAAAAAAAAAAGGGAAAUUGUUUAGGUCCAAACCAAUGCUGGAGCGUUACAGAAGGCAAAGAAAACCCAGAAAUGUGGGAAUUUACGUGCUCUUUUUCCGCUUUGUUUUAAAAGAUAUCAUUUGAAUUGACUUUAUUCCCAUUUUACGGGAUCUUUGUGGGGCGGCGGUGUCAUAUGCAGUAAUGUUCUUUUCUUUUUAAAUCCACUCUACACUAUGUAACUUUAAAAGGUUAUUAUGAGUUAAUCUCCUGUUUGUUGCAAUCCUACUUUUUCCCCAUUGUAAUUAUUUUUGAUAAAUUGUGUUCUGAAAUCUCCUGAUCCUUUUUGUUUUUCCAACUAAACUAAAGUUUCCAUCUAACUUGAUUUGUGAUCAUCCAGGUUCAAUAUUCAAACCUUAAUGUGACUUUUCCUACCAUUUUUACACUCCAAACUCAUUUGGUCUUACUAUGAUAACACAAUAGAUGUGCAUAGUUUUUUAACAUCAACAGUAUGGUUUUGUGGCUUUCAUGCAUGAACUUGAAAAUAAAAUUAAAACUCUAUUC